AUGGUAGAGAGUCAAACAUACAAACAACUAAGAUACGUUUCAGAUCAUUACGAAUUCGUAACUUAAGACAUCCCCCAGCCUGGAUCUGGAGAAGUCCUAAUUAAAGUUGCUUACUCAACUUUAAACCCAAUUGAUAGAUAUCAAUACUAUUUAUUCAAAGCUGAGAAGCUUGGCUCCGAUGGUUCUGGAACAAUCACAGCUGUUGGCGAUGGAGUUAGCCAAGAUUUAGUCGGAAAGAAAUGCGCUUUCAUGCUUGAAGCAUGGUCUGAAUACAGAGUAGUGAAGCAUGACAAUGUCAUUCUAUUGGAUGAUUCAUAAGAUCUCUCUAAAGCUGCAAAUGCUGGUGUAAACCCCAUUACAGCUAUUGGACUCUUAGAAAUAGCUUAAGCUCAUGGUGCUACCGCUAUUGUUCAGAAUGCUGCAGCCUCCCAAUUAGGAAAACAAUGCAUCGCACUUUUUAGAACACAUGGAAUUGAAGUGCUUAGCAUUGUCAGAAAAGAUGAACAAAUUGCAGACCUUAAAGAAAAUCAUGGUGCAAAGCAUGUCUUGAACUCUGAAAGUCUUACCUUCUGGGAUGAUUUCUUCCCUCUUGUCAAGGAGCUUAUGCCAACAGUAUUCUUUGAGUAUGUUGCAGGAGAACUCGCAGGAAAAAUAUUUGCAGCACUCCCACCUAGGUCAAAGCUCGUGGUUGUAGGAAACCUAACAGGCGGAAAAAUGAUCUUAGAUUAAUCCAAUCUUCUAUUCAAUGCCAAGACAAUAGAGUCCUUCUAUGCGUUGACUUAUCUCAAUUCAAAGACUCCAGAGCAAAAGCAAGAGAUUUUCAAAAGAAUCUCAGAUGACUUGAGAGAUGGAGGCAAGAUCUUUGGAUCAAAAAUUGUGAUGGAGAUUAACCUUGAGGAUUAUGAAAAAGGAUACGAAGCUCAGCUUGGAGUUGCUUCAGAGGGAAAAAUUUUAGUUAAGAUCUAAUGA
Messenger RNA from Stylonychia lemnae, 969 nucleotides. The record is from the annotation of a GenBank genome assembly. Lineage: Eukaryota; Ciliophora; Spirotrichea; Sporadotrichida; Oxytrichidae.